GUAGAACGGUCGAAUAUUUGAAUAUUCAUCGUUCUUUAACGGUUUAUAGGACUCGUUAGAAGAAAACAAAAAAAAACAGUUUGUGUAGCCAUUGAUCAAGCAAGUGUUCAAUAUGAAAGCGGAAAUAAAAGAAGUCAAUGUGAACGAGAAAAACCAGGAUUUCAAUAUGAACUCACAAUUGCAAGAAUUUUAUCGAGAUAAAAGUGUAUUUCUUACGGGUGGUUCGGGAUUUUUGGGAAAAGUUUUAAUUGAAAAAAUAUUACGGGCCACAGAAGUAAAAUGUAUAUACAUACUAAUACGCCCCAAAAAGGAGCAAAGUGUUGAAGACCGCAUAGAUGCUAUGUUCAAAAAUCCGCUUUUUGCCGAGUUGAAUCGUAAAAAACCAUCGGCAAAAAAACGUAUAGUACCAAUUCUGGGUGACUGCCUUCUGGCCAAUUUGGGCAUUUCACCAGCUGAUCGCCAAACUUUAAUUGAUGGGACUCAAAUAGUCAUACACAGCGCAGCUACGGUCCGCUUUAAUGAACCACUCUACAAUGCAUUAGCUAUAAAUGUGCGCGCUACCAUGGAUUUAAUAAAAUUGGCGAAAAAUAUGUCUAAGCUAGAAUCCUUCGUCCACGUUUCAUCUGCCUUUGCGAAUUGCACAGUCUUUCACGUGGAUGAAGUGUAUUAUACAAGUGAGCUGAAAAUAACAGCUGAAAAUAUGUGCAAAGUGGCCGAGUUAUUGGGCCCAGAGAAAACCAAUCGUAUGACAAGUGAAUGGUGUGGCAAAUCGCCGAACACAUAUACCUUUACAAAAGCUUUGGCGGAAGAGGCUGUGCUCUCGCAAGCAAAGCAAUUACCGAUAUGCAUAUUUCGGCCUGGCAUAGUUAUACCCACCCACAGUGAACCCUUGAUCGGUUGGGUGGAUAAUCUUUAUGGACCCAUGAGCAUUUUGUUCGGUGUAGCGCAUGGUAUACUUCGCGUUCUCUAUGUACAUCUGGAUGCAAAUGCGAACUUCGUGCCUGUCGAUAUGUGCGCCAAUCUAAUGUUGGCCUCAGCAUGGAAUACGGCGAAACCCGUAAACAAAUUGCUUAUUCAACCGCCCCCAAUAUACAAUCUAGUACCUGAUGAACGUAACAUGCUAAAAUGGGAUACUUAUCGACGAACUUUGGAGGAGCAUGCACCUAACAUGCCACUUACAAAAAUGGUUUGGUUUCCCUUCGCAAUAAUCGUCAGUUCAAAGUUAUUGUAUAAUAUUUUGAUAUUAAUCUACCACAUAAUUCCUGGAUAUAUUUUCGAUUUCAUACUCCUGUUGAUGGGAAAGAAAAGAAGAAUGGUGAGCACAUAUCGUAAAAUCCACAAGCAAACUGCGGUACUCGACUACUUUGUCGAAAAUAAAUUCACCUUUACAAUGGAAAAUACGAUAAAGUUGUGGCACUCACUCUCUAGCAUUGAUCAAAGCUUAUUCAAUUUCAAUAUGCUCGCAAUAAAUUGGCAUGAGUACUUCUACAAUUCGUUGCUUGGUUUGCGCUGCUUUUUGGGACAGGAGCAACCGGAAACUAUACCAAAGGGCAAACAGCUCUGGAACAGGCUUCUCAUUUUGCAUCGCGCAGUUCAGCUGAUAAUUUAUGGCGGUGCUAGCGCUUUGUUAUCAUGGACAUUUCUACGUGCUUUUCAUCUACUUUAAGGAAACGAAAAUAUAUUUUUAUAAAGUUUUUAUGUAAAUAUGUCGUUAGAAAUGCACACGUGUAUAUAUUUAGUAUGUCUUAUAAAGUUUGUGUAUAUAUUCAGUUUUUUAUAACUCAAAGACUAGUAUAUUUAUUUUUUUAAGAUACGUAGGUAUUUGUAUUUAAAAGCUAAAAAGCCUACCUAGUGUUUUAUUAAUUUUGUACCAAACUCUUAAUGAUAAGCUUUAUACAAAGUGAUAUUUAUUUCUUUUUAAUAAAAAGGUACCUUGUAAAAA
Messenger RNA from Rhagoletis pomonella (apple maggot), 1942 nucleotides. RefSeq names its product fatty acyl-CoA reductase wat-like. Gene Ontology annotation, cellular component: peroxisome. Gene Ontology annotation, molecular function: alcohol-forming very long-chain fatty acyl-CoA reductase (NADP+) activity. Bases 113 to 1666 code for a protein of 517 amino acids. The transcript is spliced from 7 exons. The record is from RefSeq and is a predicted model, not a curated record. Gene Ontology annotation, biological process: long-chain fatty-acyl-CoA metabolic process. NCBI's taxonomy places the organism in Eukaryota, Metazoa, Arthropoda, Insecta, Diptera, Tephritidae.